Molecule: messenger RNA, 1426 nt
Organism: Polistes dominula (European paper wasp)
Lineage: Eukaryota; Metazoa; Arthropoda; Insecta; Hymenoptera; Vespidae
Gene: AMPdeam
Product: AMP deaminase
Biological process (GO): AMP metabolic process; IMP salvage
Cellular component (GO): cytosol
Molecular function (GO): AMP deaminase activity
Source: RefSeq, a predicted model, not a curated record
GAGAUAAGAUAUUUAUUUAAAGAGACAAAUAAUAAAAAGAAAAAUAAAGAUACAUAUUUAAAGCGUGUUUAAGUUAAGUUAAGUUUUGUGCGUCUUCAAAUACGUACUUUUGAAACAUAAAACUGAACAAUAGUAAAUAAGAAAAAUAGUAAUACGUAACAUGUUUGCUGGUGCAAAUGAAUCGAAAAAAUGGCUACGGGAUAAUACCAUACUUCUGAGAGCCGCAAAGGAUCUCGAAGAAAGACGCAGUCAUUAUGAACCAUCAAUUGGUCCAGGUGUACCAGAUCAUACCGAUGAUCCGUUAUUUAAUUUUGAAGAAAAUGACUUUGUACCACACUUUCAACGAGUUUCAAUAUCCGGCGAAGAUACAUCGGGAGUGGGUGUAUAUUUACAGGUACCAUUGGAGGAUCUUCAACAGGCAUCGCAGAUGCUUGUUCAAGCCUUGGUUAUUCGAGAAAGAUAUAUGAACAAUUCUAAACAAAGUUUUCCUUCUAUCACGACCAAAUUUUUACGUAGCAUUGAUAAACGACCUGUUACUUCCAACGACGAAGUUCAACACGAUGAUCGCAAAGCUAUCGCAGAUCAUCCGGUACACGCGCCAGCAUCCCGUGGUGAUCCUUGGGAAUGUAAAUUUCCUCCAUCUAAAAAUUACACUAUAUUACCUAUAAACGGUGUAUUCAAUGUUUUCGCAAACGAAGAAGAUGCGAAAAAUGGGGAACCACUUCCUUAUUCCUAUCCAGAUUUAGGAGUUUUUGUUAGAGACAUGAAUCUUCUUUGUGCCAUGAUUGCAGACGGCCCUUUGAAAUCAUUUUGUUAUAGAAGAUUGAGUUAUCUUUCAUCGAAAUUUCAAUUACACGUUUUGUUAAACGAACUCAGAGAAUUGGCCAGUCAAAAAGCUGUUCCACAUAGAGAUUUUUAUAAUAUCAGAAAGGUUGACACGCAUAUUCAUGCUGCUUCGUGUAUGAAUCAAAAACAUCUUCUUAGAUUUAUUAAAAAAACAUUGAAAAAUCAUGCCGAGGAAAUUGUUACUUGUUCGAAAAAUGGUGAAACCAUGACACUAAGCGAAGUUUUUCAAUCAAUGAAUUUAACUACGUACGAUUUAAGUGUAGAUAUGUUAGAUGUACACGCUGAUAGAAAUACAUUUCACAGGUUCGAUAAAUUCAAUGCUAAAUAUAAUCCUAUAGGUGAGAGCAGAUUACGCGAAGUUUUUCUUAAAACUGAUAAUUAUCUUAAUGGUAGAUUUUUCGCAAGUAUAAUCAAAGAAGUAGCUAGCGAUCUUGAAGAAUCCAAAUAUCAAAAUGCUGAAUUACGAUUGUCCAUUUAUGGUAAAAGUCCCGAGGAAUGGGACAAGUUAGCUAAAUGGGCGAUACAGAGUGACGUUUAUUCUGACAAUGUACGCUGGCUUAUUCAAAUUCCAAGACUUUAG